Molecule: messenger RNA, 2558 nt
Organism: Rhododendron vialii
Lineage: Eukaryota; Viridiplantae; Streptophyta; Magnoliopsida; Ericales; Ericaceae
Product: receptor-like protein 9DC3
Exons: 2
Coding region: 1382-2101 (239 amino acids)
Molecular function (GO): protein binding
Source: RefSeq, a predicted model, not a curated record
CAUCUACUCUCUCAAAUCUCAAGCAACUCACUAUGUUAGAUCUUUCCGACAACAACUUCCAAGGUACAAUUCCCGUUCUUGCUGAGCUCACAAACCUGGAGGUUUUAUCUCUAGAUGCUAACAAUUUCACUGGUGGGUUUCCACUCUGGGUUGCAAACUUGAAACUACUUAUUUCUCUAGAAAUAUCACAUAAUCAACUCGCAGGGCCCAUCCCCUUCAAUUUAAGUGGUCUUCAAAACCUACAAUAUUUCUACUUAUGGAGUAACUCUCUCAGUGGGGUAAUACCUCCAUCAUUGUUUUCUCUUCCGUCAUUGAUGUAUUUAGACUUGAGUUUCAAUAAAUUAACUAGUCAGAUUCCUGAAUUCCAGCAUCAUUUACCAUUUUACAGCAUUGAAUUGAGUGAUAAUAAACUUCAUGGUCCCAUUCCACAUUCAAUUUCAACUCUUGUAAAUUUGGACACACUCUAUCUUGCGUCAAAUGAUCUGAGUGGUGUUGUGGAUCUGCAAGUACUCAACAAUCUUGAGGAUCUUUCUGUUUCCAACACUAAUAUUUCGGUGGUCGUUGGAAGCAAUGUCAACAAUACCCUUCCCAACCUUAGGUAUUUCUAUAUGUCCUCUUGCAACAUCGAGGUGUUCCCUUAUUUCUUAAGAGCCUUAGAGAAUCUUGAAGAGCUAGAUCUUUCUCAAAACAAAAUUCAUGGACAAAUUCCAAAUUGGGUUGGGUUCGUCGGAAAGGCUUCAUUGGGGAAUUUGAAUCUUUCACACAAUUUUCUAACAUGCAUAAAGCAACUUCCUUGGGAGAAACUAGAUACUCUUGAUCUGCGUUCCAAUUUGCUUCAAGGACCACUUCCCAUUCCACCCCCACUCGUACGAUACUUUUUCAUCUCAAACAACAGUCUUAGUGGAGAGAUUCCUUCAUUGAUUGCAAUGCGAGUUCCCUUGAGAUUCUUGAUUUGUCUCACAACAAAUUGAGCGGUCCGGUUCCACAAUGCUUGGGAAAUUUUAGUAGUGUUCUCUCGGUUUUGAAUCUGCGCUCCAACGGAUUUACGGGAAACCUUCCCUUGGCAUUUGCGAAGCCCAACCAAUUACAAAGUCUUGAUUUGAGUGGAAACAAAUUUGAAGGACCACUGCCAAGAUCUUUGGCAUAUUGUACAAGUUUGGAAGUUCUAAACGUUGGAAACAACAAGAUUAACGACACAUUUCCAUAUUGGUUAGAGACUCUUACUGAGUUGCAGGUUCUUGUCAUUCGAUCCAACCGAUUUCAUGGUCCCAUAAACACUGUGACAAGUAAAUUUUCCUUUCCUAGGCUUCGAAUUAUUGACCUCUCCUACAAUGGGUUCACCGGCUAUUUGCCUAGGAGGUAUUUCGAAUAUUUCCAAGCAAUGAAGAGCAGUACCAUGCCUAACAUACAAUACAUGAGUGAUAGGGGUGGUUAUUAUCACGAUUCUGUGAUAGUGACAAUGAAGGGGAAUGAGAUUGAAUUGGUGCGAAUAUUGACUAUCUUCACAACAAUCGACCUUUCAUCCAACAACUUCAGUGGAGAAAUUCCAAGUGCCAUUGGAACGCUCAAUGCCCUCACACUGCUUAAUUUUUCUCAUAACAGUCUUACGGGCCACAUUCCAGAAUCUUUGGGAGACUUGACAAGCCUUGAAUCAUUAGACAUCUCUUCUAACCGCCUCACCGGGAGAAUUCCAAGCCAAUUAACAAGUUUGACAUUUCUCGCGGUCUUGAACCUUUCGUGGAACUGUCUCCAUGGACCCAUACCCAACGGUCGACAAUUUAAUACAUUUGAGAAUGGUUCAUAUGCUGGGAACUUAGGAUUAUGUGGGUUUCCAUUGUCGAAGGAAUGUGAAGAUAAUCGAACAAAAGUACCGCCACCGGUGUUACAACAUGAGGAAGAUGAUUCAGAUUUUGAUGGAUUUACUUGGAAAAUUGUGGUGAUAGGGUACGGGUGUGGAAUGACAUUGGGACUCUUUCUAGGAUCUCUCAUGUUCUUAAUUGGUAGACCUAGAUUUUUUGUCAAACUUGCAGAAAGAAAAUUGCCUAAGAAGGUGAUAAGAUUGAGGAGAACGGUUGCUGACACAGUGAAUAGAAGAAACUAGCAAACAUCUAUCGCGUUGUCAGGUACAAGCUAGGAAGGAAGCUCUGUCGCUAUAUGAGAUAUCUUUUGGAAUAUAGGAUGGGAAGAUGAGCAAGAAAGUGACGAGUAUAGUGGGUAUGGGUAUUUGUUUAGGUAGCUAGUGGUUAUUCGUGAUUUUGCUUUGAUUGUGGUAUAUGUACCCUUCUGGUCUGAUGUUGCUCAUGAUUUGCUUUCUCUUGGUUUUUAUCAAGUAAAUCUAUUAGAGCAUCCCCAUCAGACCCCUUGAGUAACAAAUGUCAGAAACUUUUGGAAGAAUAGGUAUGAUAUAUGUUUUCCGGUAAGUCCCUUGAAUUUAAUUUCUCUCUCUUUCUUAAAUUUGGAGAAUGCUUCUCAGCCAUCGAAUAUCAACGUUUGUCCCCUAGAAGAGAUAACUAUAGUUUUGGAUCAAUUAUAAAUUUGUGAGAUGUUCUCAUUUCAUG